AUGACAGAUUCAAAUCCAUUGCCCCUGCAAAGAGACACUCCAGAGUCUGGGUCCCCAAGAAUUGUGGAACAACAGCUAUCCUUAGAUGACACGAUUGAACGGUGCAUCGGGGAGUGGGGGUGGAUACAAUUCUUCCAGGCCACUUUUAUAUCCUUUGCUUAUUUUUUCGAUGCACAACAAUGCUUCAUAAGUGUUUUCACCGAUGCUAAGCCAACAUGGCAUUGCAGUUCACCCAGUAAUUCGUCGUGCAAGAAUAUCUGCCGAAUUCCAAGAGAUUCUUGGAACUGGGAUUUGCCCGCUCACACAUCCGUCAUCUCGGAGUGGUCCCUUGAGUGUUCCGGCUCCAUUAUCACCGGCCUCCCGACGUCAAGCUUCUUUUUAGGCUGCCUCGCAGGUACAUUUGUCCUUGCAACCCUGGCCGACUCCUCUUUAGGCCGGAAGAACAUCCUUCUUCUUUCUUGCCUGCUCAUGUCUAUAAGUGGAGUCUUAACCGCAUUUUCCACCAACGUAUGGAUGUAUACUGCUUUGAGAUUUAUCAGUGGAUUUGGUGGUUUCUGGUGUAGUGAAUAG
Messenger RNA from Fraxinus pennsylvanica, 570 nucleotides. NCBI's taxonomy places the organism in Eukaryota, Viridiplantae, Streptophyta, Magnoliopsida, Lamiales, Oleaceae. The record is from the annotation of a GenBank genome assembly.